AUGAGGGACACACUAAACCUCCUACAAUAUAACGUGCACAACUCUGCGAGAGUUAUGGUCAAUGUGUAUGCACCUCCUCCAGGGGGCUACAGCAGUGAACCGGAGGAAUCCCCCAUAGGCCAGCUGCAGGAGGUAGCCGGAAUGGGCACAGAUGCAGAGCUGGUCAUAUUAGGAGAUCUUAAUGUCCACCAUGAGAGGCUGGGUCUCCAGCUUGCCACACCUGUAGGGGCUACCACAUGGCAGGACAGAGGCAGCCCAGGGACGACUAUAGACCUCACCUUUCUAUCACCACUCCUGCACGACAAGCUCAGGAGGUGUGCAAUAGCGGAGGAGGCAUGCAAAGGAUCUGACCAUAAGCCCAUGGAAACAACACUGGAACUCACACCCAUCCCAAAGGAGGCUGAGAGACGAAACUGGAAGAAUGCGGAGCCUGAGGAGGUAGCAAGGGACUGCCAAAAGCUAUAUGUGCCACAAAGCCUGGACUCCAGGCAAGCAGUCAAGGAGUAUGCAGACUACCUGGUAGGAUUUGUAGGGACAUUAGCGGACAAACACGCCACCGUAAGUAAGGCUGGGUUAAAAUCCAAGACAUGGUGGUCACCGAGGAUGGCCAAGGCAGUGGAGGAGUACAAGCAGGCUAGGAGGUCCCAGCUCCCAGAAAUGGAGCGGCUCAGGGCACGCUGCAAACGCAACAGAGAAAUCCACUUGGCUAAGACAGCAAACUUCAGAGAUCUGGUUGACAGGACCCGUGAUGACCCCAGAUUGAUGUGGGGACUGGCAAAAUGGGGCAAGGAAAGAAGCCAUCUGCCCCCACAGGCACCUACUGUCCCCCCCCUGAGAACAGGGAAAGGGGCUGACGCGACGGUAGAAACCUCUUUUGAGGGGAAGGCUGAGGCAUUACGACAACGGUUCUUCCCACAGCCAGAGCCCGCCGACUUAAGUGACACCAAUAUGGAGCUGCUGCAAGCUGAAAGGGAAGCGUCAAAUGACACCAUCAGUGUGGAGGGACAUGGAAAGCCUGAUCCAGAGACUGCCAAACAGGAAGGCACCAGGGAGGAGUGGGAUCACCAACGAGUUCCUUAA
Messenger RNA from Histoplasma mississippiense, 1080 nucleotides. RefSeq lists its product with no specific name. The transcript is spliced from 3 exons. Bases 1 to 1080 code for a protein of 359 amino acids. The record is from RefSeq and is a predicted model, not a curated record. NCBI's taxonomy places the organism in Eukaryota, Fungi, Ascomycota, Eurotiomycetes, Onygenales, Ajellomycetaceae.